AUGUCAAAAAAAGAAAAAAAUACAAGUCUUCAUGUUCAUCGAGUUGAUUUAUCAUUACCCGUUGUUCAAACGGAUUCAUAUGAAAUUUUUUAUACAAUACCUUCACAACAAAAUUUACGUACAGUAUCACAUCGAAAACCACUUAUUGAUAAUAAUAAAAAGUCUACAGAUCAAACAACAAGACUUCGAUCUCCAACUCGUCUUAAACAUCUUAUUGGUCCUGUAUUUGUUAAUGUACUUGUUGAUUCAAAUGCAAUGACAGUUGAAUCAAUAUCGACAAUGGCUGAUACUACAUCAAAUCCAUUGAUAAAUUCUGGUUAUUCUAAUCGAGCAUUGAAAACUUUACCAACAAUAAAUAAACAUUUGAAACAAAAAAAUACUAAAGAUGAUGGUGAACGAUCUCGAUCAUCAUCAGAUGAUAGACUUCUUUGUGAAUCAUUUGGAUCAUUUGAUUAUUUUAAUAUAAAUAAAGCAAAAUCGAAUAAUAUGUGGCAAAAUUUUCAUCAUCCACAAUUAACAUCAACCAAGGCUUUACAUUUAAGAACAUCAUCAAAACGUACAUUAACAUCAAAUGAUACACAAUUAAAAACAUCAAAUACAACAUCAUUAGAUAAUCUUUCACAAGAAUCAACUGCAUCAGUAAAUGAACACCUAUAUGAAAGAAUUGAACAAUUAACAAAAAAUUAUUUUCCAAUGAUACAACAAAUUCGUCAUAGUUGUCAAUGUCCGGAAUUAAUUAAUAAUCGAACCUAUAUUCAUCGUGAAAGAAGUCGAAAUUUUAAGCCAGUUUUAUCCCGAACACGUGUUGUUCGAUAA
This is a messenger RNA of Rotaria sp. Silwood2, 816 nucleotides long. The record is from the annotation of a GenBank genome assembly. Lineage: Eukaryota; Metazoa; Rotifera; Eurotatoria; Philodinida; Philodinidae.